Molecule: messenger RNA, 5482 nt
Organism: Cloeon dipterum
Lineage: Eukaryota; Metazoa; Arthropoda; Insecta; Ephemeroptera; Baetidae
Gene: gukh
Product: GUK-holder
Exons: 9
Coding region: 130-3729 (1199 amino acids)
Biological process (GO): cell differentiation
Source: RefSeq, a predicted model, not a curated record
UUGUGUUUUCGAGUUUUCAGUUAGUUAGGGUUGGGAGAUAUGUAGGAGCGGAGGUCGUCGGUUGUCUGGCCGGCGAGGUGCGGUAUCCGUAAUGUGAUUGCUGUCCGAGCGUCGGACACGCGGGACAGUAUGCCGUUCGUGAAGCGAGUGGUGCAGCCAACGCUGCUGUGUCGCGCCUCGGACACUGCCCGGACGCAGGCAGGGGCGGCUCCUGCGGGACGCCUGCUGCAGGACGAUAGCGAGCUGGUGGCGGUCAACAACUGCGCCCUGAGCAACGUCAUCCGCCAGCUCUCCUCCCUCGCCGGACACGCGGACGAGAUCUUCGGACAGCUGAAGGCGGAGCUCGGCCAGAUCAAUGCCAGGGCGUCCGGCGUCCGGGAGCGCCUCGAGAGCCUGCAGGCGCGCGCCGAGGAUCUCAACGCGCGCACCGUCACCGUUCCCGAGGGCGACCUGACCACUUACUGGCAGCACAAGGCGCACUUUUUCAAGGCGAAGCAGCCAAUUGUGAGCGGAUUGUUCACGCCUGAGUCGCGUCCGAUCGAGUUGCAGCGCUUGUACGAUGCUGCCGGACAGACUCCAGUCCUCAAGAUGCGCCAGAUGGACCGCCUGCGCAGGGACGGCAAACGCGCCUCCAAGAUAUUCAUGUGUACGCCCGUGCUCAGCACAGAGGAGAACCGAAAGGCACGUAAAAGGUCCGCCCUCAACGACAUCGAGACUAGCAAGCCGGCGUCUCUGUCACGAAUCCGUGAGUGGCGGUCAAGCGAGGUGCUAGGUUCAUCCGUGGCGCCGCCCGACGUGAGCCUGGCGGCGCCGGUGAACGCUUCGGAUCUUCUUGAGCACCUACUACCAUCGCCUGAGGAGCAGCUCAGUGUAAUCGCGCGCCACUUCCCUCCGGAGAUGGUGGCGGUCGACGUCACUGGACGCAACUUCGACCGCCAGCAGAGAAGUCGGCGCUCACUGUCGCAAAUCGACACGCGCAGGGCCGAGAGGCACCGCAAGCGCCGUUCGUUGCGGCGCAACACCAUCGCGGGCACCAGCGAAGCAGAGCUGUUGCGACAAGCGGCUGACGGGGCAAGCCAACUCGGUGGCAGCGAGUCAAUCGAGGUGGACUCGUCCCUGCAGAGUCUCCCGGGCAGCAAGCGGAAGCUGUCCUCCGACAAGGUGUCCGACCGGGUGCUGUGCCACCUGAACAGCCUGCGCGAGUGGGGCAGGCAGCGGUUGUCGCGUGCCCGCGAGCAGCAGCAGCCCACCGACCUGUACGAGACCCUGACGCACAUCAGGCGGCCGCGCAGCACCAGUCCGCACGUACGCUUGCGUGCGCACGCCGGACGCAAGAAUAAAUUGGACGUGCACUCGUCGUCGGGCAACUGGAGCGCCAGCAGCAGCAGCGCCAGGGCCAGCGUCGAGUCCAGCUCGGACCACAGGACCACGUCGCACCUGCCUACUUCCUCCAGCAGCAGCACCUGCGACUCGGCCCUCUCAGUUCGCAGAACCAAGGUGGCUCUCUCCAUCUCUUCGUCCAACUCGAGGGAAUCCCCCGACCUUCAUGUUUCAGAUUCGACUGGUUUCAAUGAUGGAGAAACGAGUUCUAUCUACUCGUGCGACACCGAGGGCUACUACACGUCGUUCCACGUGGACAGCGGGCUGAAGACCCUGCGCGAGGAGCCUUUGGAGUCGACCAACAGCAGCGGUAACAUCACCGUUUGCGCGGCGGCCAUCAGCACCAAGGCCCUGAGCUGCGAGAACGAGUAUGAGUUGUUUGGCAAAGGCAGCACCAGCACCACAGCCAGUUCGGCGGGCACAAUUUGCACAGUCAAAGCGCCGCCAUCACCUCCGCUGAGGAAGAGCAGUCUCGAGCACUUGGAUGUCAGCAGUGACGCUGAGGCGGUUGAACGGAGGGCGCGGGUCAGAAAGGCACUUGACACCAACAGGGUGCCGUCGAUGUGUGUGAUCACACCUCCGCAGAGCGAGGACGAACAGGCGGCCUCUCCGGUGGGCUCGCCGCCGCCGGAGCCGCAGAAGCGAGCGAGUCCACAGCUCAGGGCGCUGCUGCCCUUCAACAACAUCGUGGGUCGGGUUAGGGAUGCAUUGCGCAAAUCGCCACAAAAGGAGAGUCUACCGCCCACGCCUGUAGAGAGCCCCGUGGACGAAUAUGUGACGAUCGCGUCAACGGAAGCUGCAGUGCGCGUUGCGCAAGGCGAGUACGUGUCACUGAACGAGCUGCCGCUCGGCGGGGGUGACUCUGGCAGUGAGGGCAGCGCUAAAUCGCCGGCCAACUCGCUGGAGCGGCGACGACGCAACGCUGGCGCCAGGGUGUUGCUCGACUCGGAUGGAAAAGUUGUCUACUCGUCCGAUAGUCUGCGCCGCAAACCCAAGAACACCACUUUCGAGCCGGGGCCGUGCGUCAAGACGGAGAGCCCACCCACGCGCGCCCACCAGAGGGUCAUCAUCAAGGCCAAGGACGUGCCAUGCACGAGCCCACCCGCCACCUCUGCCGCUUGCAAGGCAGGCCCGCACGUCGACAUGCUCAAGCUCAUUGAACAGGAGCAGCAGCAGGGCGAGGAGGCGCAUGCUCGCUCGGAAAAUAUCGAUCCGCAGAGCUGGGCGCGGAUCAGACGCAACGAGAGCUACCGCCUGGCCGCCUCGCAGCACAACAACCCCCAGCAGCAGCAGCAGCAGCAGCAGCAGCCGCCGCCGCCGUCGGCCGCCGAAGAUGUGAAGCGGGUGCUUAACCCCAACACGGCCGGAAGAAGGUUCUACGGCGCCAAAAUCAUGGUCGACCCCGGCAGAAUGGGCCGUCCGCUUCACGGGGCCCUGUACGAGCCGCACGGGUCCCCGCUGGGCCGCGUCACCCUGCCGUCGGACACGCAGCGGGCCCGAGUGCUCGGCUCAGGCCUGUCAAACGGCACCAACGGCUUCCACCAACAACCCUAUACAGGACACAACGGUGUCUACACAAACACUUAUGGCGGCAGUCAGCACCUGAACGCGCCUUUCUGGACAAUGCCACGUUCUGCCAUGGAACCUGGUGUGUCCAGCCUCAGCUCUACGCCCACGAAGCACAACUUCCGCAUGCCAGACUGUAACCUAAGCCCAAUCAGCAGCCCCUCGUCGCCGCUUGCGUCCCCAGGCGCCCGGCGGCCUCUCUUCAAUCAGCCUCGCUCUACGAUGAGCACUGAUGAGUUAUACGCUGCAAUCCACAAAAGCAAGAAGAAGAUGAACAUUAAGGAUUCUUCUCCAGUUACGUCGAGCUGCAGCAGUCCAGUGGACUGUGACCGCGCAAGCCCCGCCGGCCCCCCAGGAACCCCAGGCAGCAGGCACAGCUGGAGUCCAAGCUCUGCUGAGGCGCUAAACGGGGUCAGUGUGUCAGCGCGCAACAGCUUCAAGCGGCUGCUGCUGGAGAAGGGCUGCCAGAAGGGCAAGGAGCGUAGGAUGUCGGCGGUGGAGCAGCUGAUGGCCACGAAAGGGCAGUUUGCCCCCAGCCAGCGGUCUCCGCAGCAAACGCUGCACCACAGCCUGAGCAGGAGGCGGUACCGGCACACGGACGUGCUCUCGACCACGAUUGCUGAGGAGAGUGAGCCGCAGGCGUACAGGCACGUGACCGCCUCCUACCUGCAGCACCGCAUCGAUCAGAUGUGUCUGUCUCCCAGGCUGUCCGCCUCACGGACGCCCAUCAUCAUCACUAAACCGCCGAGCCCGUCAAAGAUGUCACUCGAGACUUCGCUGUAGGCCGUCAGGGCUGAUUGCACUGGAAAAAACCGGAUUGGAGAGUUCAUGCUGUUUUUGGCACCAAUUAUUGCAGUUUUGGCCUAAAUUUUAUACAUUUAAAAUGGGGAAGCGUACUGCGUUCAAAUGGCGGAAUUUGUCCAAAACGUGUAGUUCUGGACUAGACUGACUGAGGAGUAAGAUUUAAAAAAUUAACGGGAAUGUCCGCAAAUAUGUCACUCAUCGGAAAAAAAUUGAAUCAGAUUUUCCGGACAUAUUCCAUUUUUGUCGGAUAUUGUCGAAAGCGCUUGGACAAAGUAUGGCGGCCCUUUUAAACACAUUCCACGGAAUUCAAAUAUUUGCACCGUGUCACUCGAAUAUUUUGCUCAUUAAAAUUCCAGAUGCAUUUAGAGCAAUGCACAAAAGUUGACUUGAGCAAGUUAAAAUGAUUUUCAGCGUGUAGUUGGAAUUGAAAAGUCGUUCGCCAAAUUUAUGUCGCGAUUUUGAACACGCUCCAGUGCAAAGUUGUGAUUUUGUCAGAGCGCAUCCUUGGUUCCUUUAGCUGUAGUGCCAAAAUAAAUGGUAAGCGCGGGACCAAACUCGAAAAACUAUAAGCACCGGUCAAAAUACAUGUCGAGUCUGAAAAACCGCCUACCUCCAGCAAAGUUGAGACGAUGAACUGUUUGCAUCAAUAAAAUAUGUACUUAAAAAGCUUGUCGAGUCACACUCCAAAAUAUAUAGGACUGCAUGGCCACAUUUUGCCCAGCAUUUUAGCCUGUCACACCGCAUUCCAAAGUCUAAAAGCUGCUUAAAAAAAGAUAAACUGAAAGAAGUAUACAAUCACAUUGCGAGAGAUAAACUUCUAAUGCUAUUGGAAAAAACUCCCUAUACAUACAUAAACGCUAAAUAUAAAAUAUUAAGUGUUCACUAACAGCUUUAAAGCUUCCUACACGGUUAAAAUUAUACUAUAUCGCUCUGAGCAUUUUUGGAUGUUUCAAAUUCACAUAUCUCACAAUUGUAGUGUCUCAAGUAUCGAGUUUAAUCUGCAACUAAAACAUAUCUCCUAAAUAUUUAGAGCUGAAAUAUUGGAUUUGCGUCGUGUGACAGGCAACAACAAACACAAUUAAAAAAAGUCACUGCUGCUCUUUUGCCAUAGCAAAAGAGACAAAUCGAAUUAAAUUGGCAUGUGACCAUUAUAUAUCAUUGAAAUUAGUACGAAAUAUAUUCUCUUGCACUGCUGCUGCGCAAUGAAGAAAGCAAAAGUUGAGAAGAGAGUAAAGAUUUAAUACGUUUGUGAGCGCAUCGAGAAGCAAUUUUGCAUCAUGUGGCCUUAUGUACAUGAAAAGAUGAACUCAAAUAGAUGUGUAAUAUCACGUUUAAAAGACCAGGUCAAUUAGACUAGCAACGCAAUUAUAUCAGCAACUCCAGUACCGAAGUGGACAUAUUGACGCUGUAGAUUUUAUUGUUUUACGACGGCCGUAAAGUUAAUCAUUCUCGUCCUAACAUUAAAAGUAGGCCUAAUAUACUAAUUUUAUUAUCUGACUUUUGUGUAAAUAUGGUGUAAAUGCUUUGUUUCUUGUAUUAACUUAUUUCCUGCCUGUAUUCGGUAUAUUUUCCCUUGCGUGUCUGAAACUUUUCAGUUAUGUCCAUAACAAUCCUAUACGAAUCCUACAAAGAAAUUUAUAGUCAAUUUCGUAAUCUAGACGCGUCUCUCUUCUUGUUGUUGAAUCUUCGGUUUGUUGACAUAUUUUUCACAAUAAAAUUUCGCUUCACAGUG